This is a messenger RNA of Grosmannia clavigera kw1407, 810 nucleotides long. Its product is annotated as frg1-like family protein. Bases 1 to 810 code for a protein of 269 amino acids. The transcript is spliced from 2 exons. The record is from RefSeq and is a predicted model, not a curated record. NCBI's taxonomy places the organism in Eukaryota, Fungi, Ascomycota, Sordariomycetes, Ophiostomatales, Ophiostomataceae. Gene Ontology annotation, cellular component: nucleolus; striated muscle dense body; catalytic step 2 spliceosome. Gene Ontology annotation, molecular function: actin filament binding.
AUGGUAAAGCCGCUCGUUUUCAAAGGCGACAAGAAGCCGAAGAAGAGAAAGCACAGAGACAAGGAUGCGGCCGAGGAAUCGCGCAAGAAGCAGGAGCUGAUUGCCGCCAACGACGAAUCGAUUGCCGAAGACGACACCUGGGUUUCAGCCGAAGUCCUGACCGACGUAGCUGGUCCUAUCUUGCUGGUGCUGCCAAGCGCAACUCCCACGGCCCUGGCCUCGGAUGCGAAUGGCACCGUCUUUUCCAUGCCGAUCGAGAACAUUGUGGAUGGCAACCCGUCCAGUGCCGAGCCCCAUGACGUCCGACAGGUCUGGGUUGCAAGCCGCAUUGUCGGAACGGAACACUUUCGCUUUAAGGGACAUCAUGGAAGAUACCUAGGAUGCGACAAGUACGGCCUCUUUUCGGCCACGGCCAUCGCUGUGUCCCCGGUAGAGUCGUUUGUGCUCGUCGAGACCGAGGACACGCCCGGCACGUUUCAAAUCAAGACCCUGCGCGACACCUACUUGUCUGUGCAACUGUCGACAUCGUCCAAGGCCGGCUCGGCGCCAGAAAUCCGCGGCGACGCGACCGAGAGCAACACCAAUACAACAGUGCGCAUCCGCAUGCAAGCUCGGUUCAAGCCCAAGAUCAAGGCGUCCAAGGAAGAGAAGGCCCGGGAGAAGAUUAGCAGGCGCGAGCUGGAAGAUGCCGUGGGGCGGCGGCUGGAAGACGACGAGGUGAAGCUGCUCAAAAAAGCCCGGAGAGAGGGUGACUAUCACGAGAAGCUGCUGGAUGUAAAAGUCAAGCACAAGCACGACAAGUAUGGCUGA